CAGGUCUUACUCGGUAUCGAAACGAGGCUGAAUCACGUCCCAUACACGGACACACACGCACACACACACACACACACACUUACACACACACACCACACACACUUACACACACACACACCACCCUCCACCCCCACGGCCCGAGGCUAGCUGCGAAUGGUUCGCCCGAAGCCUCGCCUCUACUCUAUACGCUUUACUUAGUUGAAUUCAUCCACUGAGAUUUCGUCCAUCCCAUCUCGCUUGCCCUUAGACAUGUUUCGUGUUAUGGCAUCAUCGCGUAUGCCACCAUUCUAACUCCCUCCUCCAUGUUGUGCUCAGAUGCCAAAAUGGUCGAUCUUGAAGAUAAACCUUUGGAGGCUCAGGUCAAGCGGACGAGACAGGAAACCAACAACUCCGACGUCACUUCCGGCGAAUACGUCACUUCCGUCAGAUAAAGUUCAGGAAAAAUACGAUUAAUAUAAACAAACAAACAUACUUUUCAUGGUAGAAGUUGAAGAAAUCGCAGUUUCGGAAGACAUUUUAAAGAUAAAAAAUACAAUUCAGGAUAGUCCGAGCCCCGAUCUGUCGCAAGGAGAAGAGAGUGGUCAAUCAUCUCCACCCUCCUUGUCCGAAGGGUCUCCAGACCUCACGCCUACCCUCGCUACAAAUGGUGGCCUAGGGUCUAUGGCAAGCACCAAUAACUCCCCAUCUUAUAGCGGACCAUCUUCAUGGGGUAUGUGUACAGCUUCCCCAAUUAAAGGAACCGGCAGUUCAGAUAUUGAUCAGAUAAACAACUUUUAUUCCAAUUCCGAAGUCCUGCCGACAUUCGCAGGUGAACUGACUGCAGCCAAAGCUGCUGUUUUGGAUUAUCAAAAUACAUCCCCAUACACAGCUUACUAUAACAGCCCUAUGCAAGCUUAUCCAUUAUUACCGACCCAAUCACCUAGUUAUUCUUUGUCGGCCACUUCGGGUUACUAUGGCAACCAGACCAGUCAAGCGUCACAUUACGGCAUCCUUCCUCAAACGCAUCCCAUCCCAGUUUCGAGAUCGUUGUCCCCUCAGACCAAAGAGAAUGGAAAUAAUUUAACACAAACAUACCACAACCCUUAUAGUUCUGCUUUUCCGACUGGAAAUGGUCUCCAAUCCGGACAAUCCCAUUAUAGUUUCACCAAUACGUAUCCAGGAACAACAUAUGGAAGUAGUCCUUCUAACCCUCAGGCCUUCGCUUCGACACAGGGGUUCGAUUAUAAUUCAUACAGCACGUUCAGUCAAACGGGAUAUCCUUACUAUGCGGCGCAAGGUUAUAAUACCUAUUCGGUCAACAACACAUCACCCGUUGGAGUUGUAGAAGCACCCCAAGUUGCUACCACAUCCAGCUACCAAUUGACGCAAUUAAAUGUUCCAAUAAGUGAUUCAGUAACAGAUAGCCCGCAUUAUAACCAAGUGAGUACAAGCCCGUCUCCACCUCUGAAAAUGGAAGUGACUAAUGGAUCUACAAAGAAAAGUAAUCGCUGUGUUCGUGGAAGAGGCAGGAAACAAAAUAAUCCUUCUCCCGAUCCCGAAAAUAAAUUAGAAAGGGUAUUCAUUUGGGAUUUAGAUGAAACUAUUAUCGUGUUUCAUUCGCUCCUGACAGGAACAUACGCUAACAGAUACUGUAAGGAUGGUCCUACUUCUAUGUCGCUUGGUUUACGAAUGGAAGAAAUGAUAUUUAAUUUUGCUGACAUUCAUUUCUUUUUCAACGAUUUAGAGGAAUGCGAUCAAGUUCACAUUGAUGAUGUCUCUUCGGAUGAUAACGGACAAGACCUCAGCAAUUAUAAUUUCCAAACUGACGGCUUUCAUGCAUCUGCCAAUAAUGCAAGUCUAUGUUUAGCAACUGGCGUCAGAGGGGGAGUGGAUUGGACAAGAAAACUUGCUUUUCGGUAUCGUCGAAUUAAAGACAUUUAUAAUCAAUACUGCAACAGCAUCGGAGGUUUGUUGGGACCGAAACGGGAACAGUGGUUACAAUUACGUUCAGAAAUCGAAACGCUUACCGACAACUGGCAAACUCUAGCAUUAAAAUGUCUCUCCCUCAUUCAUUCCAGGUCAAAUUGCGUCAAUGUUUUGGUAACAACCACUCAGCUGGUUCCUGCACUAGCGAAGGUGUUGCUAUACGGCAUGGCUGGUGUGCUCCACGUUGAAAACGUCUACAGCGCCACUAAAAUCGGCAAAGAAAGUUGUUUCGAGAGGAUAGUAACAAGAUUCGGUAGAAAAUGCACCUAUGUGGUGAUAGGCGAUGGGAGAGACGAAGAACUGGCAGCUAAGCAAAUGAACUUUCCUUUUUGGCGAGUCAGCAGCCAUUCGGAUUUGGCUGCACUUCAUCACGCUUUGGAUUUGGGUCAUCUCUGAGGCGAAAGAAUCUCUUGCAUAUUAAGUCACUCCAUUCCAGCUACUUGAACCCUGGCAUCGAGGGAACCAAAAGCUAUCCGGAUUGUGUUUUAAGACUGUGGUGUGGAAAAACAGUCCUUUUUAUCUUCUUUAUCUUUAUUUCUUUCGACACAUCCGAUAGACUUUGAGGGACUUUCAGGAAAAUAAAAAUAAUAAAUAAAAUAAAAAUUAUACGUCUGGUCCCGUGGUGCCUUCAGUCGCCUCUACCAAUCCGAAAACCAUCAUGUGAAAUAUAUAAAAAUAAAAAUAAAAAACUGACUUCUUAUUUUCGUAAUGAUGUAUAUGGAUUAGAUGAAAGUGAGAUUCUUCCCCCUUUCGUCACGUAAAAUGUUACAGAGUAACUUUUGAGAGUAUUCUUCUCUGCAAAUCUGGUGCCAACUCAAAGUAAAUAAGUCCUGUUACGAGUUAAUGAUAAUAAAAAAUAAAUAUCAUUCGUUUAUUAAGUGCGGUAUUAAUAUACAUCCCUCCGCACUUCGAGAUAAAAAGUAUGGGUGCCACAAAAGAUCCGUUGCAAAGUGCUUCUGUUUUGAACAAAUAAACAGUUAUUUCUCUGUUGU
Centruroides sculpturatus (bark scorpion) is the source of this 2957-nucleotide messenger RNA. RefSeq names its product eyes absent homolog 2-like. The record is from RefSeq and is a predicted model, not a curated record. Gene Ontology annotation, biological process: cell differentiation; multicellular organism development; negative regulation of extrinsic apoptotic signaling pathway in absence of ligand. Bases 478 to 2361 code for a protein of 627 amino acids. Gene Ontology annotation, molecular function: protein tyrosine phosphatase activity. The transcript is spliced from 20 exons. Lineage: Eukaryota; Metazoa; Arthropoda; Arachnida; Scorpiones; Buthidae. Gene Ontology annotation, cellular component: nucleus.